Xiphias gladius (swordfish) is the source of this 1854-nucleotide messenger RNA. RefSeq names its product CD4-1 molecule (gene cd4-1). The transcript has 10 exons. NCBI's taxonomy places the organism in Eukaryota, Metazoa, Chordata, Actinopteri, Istiophoriformes, Xiphiidae. Gene Ontology annotation, cellular component: membrane raft; external side of plasma membrane. The record is from RefSeq and is a predicted model, not a curated record. The coding region runs from base 207 to 1661 and encodes 484 amino acids. Gene Ontology annotation, molecular function: MHC class II protein binding; protein tyrosine kinase binding. Gene Ontology annotation, biological process: interleukin-15-mediated signaling pathway; T cell activation; positive regulation of ERK1 and ERK2 cascade.
UAUGAAAGAGACAGCUGAAGCGCAUACUAAAUGUCAGAGCUGAAGUCAUCGCUGCGCUGAGCACAUCUCAUACCAAUCAGUGGCAAGGGAGGUGCAACGGCACGUAAAAAGGAUCGUUCGAUAAAUAUUCAGCAUUUCCUCCUGACUCCAGAUCACUGUGCACAGAGGGACAUUUCAGCACUUAAUGACAGUUACUUGUGACUGGGAUGAAGAACUCAAUUCAGUCCAUCCUCAUUCUCAUCACUGUGCUCAUCUCAACAACAGGUGCUGAUGAGGUGGUUUAUGCUCAGGUGGGAGAGACAGUUACCCUAAAGGGUCCAGGGGUAACUUAUCAACUUGAAUAUAUGUACUGGAAGUUUGGUAACCAGAAUGGCCCUCUACUUGCCUGGUGCAAUCACCUUGGCGGAGAAAGGAUCACUGAGGAUACAAAAUGGAAAGAUAAGUUGGCGUGGUCUGACAACUCGCUGAUCAUCAAAGACAUCCAACAAGAAAACCUUGGGACAUUUGUACGUGAAAUAAUUAAAAGUCAAACUUCCAACUUCUUUCUCAUCACAGUGCUCAAACUCAACGUGAGUGUGAACCCGCCCUCUCCUCUGCUGCCUGGGGAAAAUCUGUCUCUGGCCUGCAGCGUAGAGACGCCUCAGAAUCUCGAGAAGCCCAAGAUACACUGGCUGACUCCCUGGGGAGAGAAUCUGGAAAUGAGACAAGAAACCAGGAGAGUCACAAGCAAAGACAAUGGCCAGUGGACCUGUGUAGUGACAGCUGAUCAAAAAGAAAAACAGACGAAAGUUUCUGUUACAGUUUUGGACCUCUCCCCAGCUCCUUUACGUCCUCAGUAUACGUCGAAAUCCAUGCCUCUCACCAUCCCCUGUUCCAUUCCUCCUCACAUCUCCUGGGAACAAAUCAAAGCAAAGGGCUUCCAGGAAGUUGUCUGGCAAUUCUCCCCUAAAUCGUCCUUGGGUCUCAUUCAUGAUUCUGAAACGCAAAAGCUCUACGUCCUCUCUCUGGAACGACUGAGGUGGAACAAAACUGACCAACACAGAGAACUGAAACCUGUACAAGACCCCCAAAAAAGAAAUCUGACUUUGACCAGAAAGCAAGGCAGAAAAGAAGACAGAGGAGAUUACAUGUGCAUCAUGAAAUUUAAAAAUGGUGUGACUCUGAGCAGGACCGUCCACGUAGAGGUGUUGCAAAUCAUCCCAUCCCCAGGAACAGACUUAAUUUCUGGCCAGCCGCUCAACCUGACUUGCAGCCUCAGCCAUCCACUGCCCUCUGACCUGCACCUGCAAUGGUCCCCACCUAAACAAUCGUCCCUGCCAAAAUCUGAUCAUUACCAGGCCCAUCUCACCAUCCCGGAAGUGGGUACAGGAGAUGGAGGAAAUUGGGAGUGUUCGCUGUGGCAGGGCAAAACGCAGCUGACGUCAGCUUCGAUAACUCUGAAGAUCGAACACAAACUGAGUGUGUGGAUGCUGGUGAUCAUAUGCAGUGUUGCAGUCAUCGCAAUCCUCCUCCUUAUCCUCGUUUUCAUCCUCUACCGACACAGACAACGGAGGGUGAGACACCUCAGGCAUCGACUCUGCCAAUGCAAAAAGUACGUACUAACCAUUUCCUGGACUGAUGAAAUGGCUCCAAACACACAUUUACACUCACACUCACAUUAGUACUGAAAGCAGAAUAACACUUUUAGCCGUAAGAUGUUUUAUGAAGAUACUCACAUUAAUGAAAUAAACAUCUACAUUUUGCUUUUGUAGCUCUCUGUCUCUUUCCACAAUUCAAACAGAAACCUGUGAAUUUCUGUUUCAGCCCCAAACCCAAAGGAUUCUAUAGAACAUAGUAUCCCCCAGAGAGACGGUU